CAAUGUCCUUUUUCUUUUUCCCUUACUUUUGUUUUUGACCAAGAAGUCUAUAAAGUUGUAUUUUUGCAAUCAUGAAGUUUCCAAGCUCGUUCUUUUACUCAUUUUUUGUUGUUUCAUUUUCUUUUGAAAGUUCAAGUAAAUGCGCACACUCUCACAAUAUUAAUACUAGCUAGCAUUUACAUUAGCAGGACUUGACUCUCAACCUUUCCUUUUAGAAAGAAGAGAUCAUACCAUAUAUUAAGAUUCUUAUUUUCCCCAAGAAAUUGCAGGCAAUAUAAGCUAAGGAGGGCUUGGAUUAAUGUCUAACAAAGGGGUGCAACUGCAUAUUCAAGAUGAGCAAGUGGUGUUAGAAAAUGGCAUACUUGAAGUGACAUUCUCAAAUCCAGGGGGAACAAUCACUCGAAUUCAAUAUAAUGGAAUUGAGAACUUGCUUGAGCUUGAUAAUCCAGCCUAUCCAAAACUCAAGGGAGGGUUUUCUGACCUUAAUUGGAGCAAAGUGGGAAGCUCGGGGACACGUGGAAAAUUCGACACGAUUGAAGGAUCAAGUUUUAAGGUUAUUGUGGAAAAUGAGGAAAAAGUAGAGCUCUCAUUUACAAGGACUUGGGACCCUUCUCUACAGGAUGAGCAUGCCCCCUUAAAUAUAGACAAAAGGUUCAUAAUGUUUCAUGGUUCCUCGGGCUUCUAUUACUACUGCAUUUACGAACACUUAGAGGACAUGCCUGCUUUCAACCUCAACGAAACUAGGAUCGUGUUCAUGCUCAAAAUAGACAAGUUUCAUUACAUGGCAAUAGCAGAUAAUAGGCAAAGAUUCAUGCCCCUACCAGAUGACCGGUUACCAGGAAGAGGUGAAGAACUAGCCUACCCUGAAGCAGUCCUACUUGUCAACCCUGUUGAGCCAGAAUUUAAAGGAGAGGUAGAUGACAAGUACCAAUACUCAUGUGAGAACAAAGAUAAUAGGGUUCACGGGUGGAUAUGCUUUGACCCGCCCGUGGGGUUCUGGCAAAUCACACCUAGCAAUGAGUUCAAGACUGGGGGUCCACUCAAACAGGAUCUAACAUCCCAUGUUAAUCCAACAGCCCUUAAUAUGUUUGUCAGUGCCCAUUAUGCUGGAGAGGACCAUGUUGUGAAAUUUGAAGCAGGGGAGCCAUGGAAGAAAGUUUGUGGCCCGGUUUUUGUCUAUCUGAAUUCAGUGUUGGAUAAUAAUGACGCGGACAAGCUCUGGUAUGACGCGAAAGAACAGAUGAAGAAUGAAGUCCAAUGCUGGCCAUAUAGUUUCCCUGAGUCGAAGGAUUUUCCAACUUCUGAUCAGAGGGGUACUGUUAAUGGUAGACUGCUAGUCCAAGACAGGUACAUCAGUGAGGACUUUAUAUCAGCAAAUGGUGGCUAUGUUGGGUUGGCUCUACCAGGAGAUAGUGGAUCAUGGCAAAGAGAAGUCAAGGGCUAUCAGUUCUGGACCACGGCAGAUGAAGGCGGCUAUUUUACCAUUAAGAAUAUACGUGCAGGCGACUAUAAUCUUUAUGCUUGGGUUUCUGGUUUUAUUGGAGAUUAUCGACAUGAUGUUGCCAUUACCAUUACCUCAGGUUGUGAUAUUGAUAUUGGCAAUCUUGUGUAUAAGCCUCCAAGAGAUGGACCUACAUUGUGGGAAAUAGGCAUCCCUGAUCGAUCCGCGGCAGAAUUCUACGUACCUGAUCCUAAUCCCAAAUAUAUCAACAAACUUUAUGUCAAUCACCCAGAUAGGUUUAGACAAUAUGGAUUGUGGGAAAGAUAUGCAGAUUUGUAUCCUGAUGGAGAUUUAGUUUACACUGUCGGUGUUAGUGACUAUCAGAAAGACUGGUUCUUUGCUCAGGUAACCAGGAAAGUAGGUGAUAACACAUACCUAGGAACUACAUGGCAAAUAAAGUUCGACAAUGACAACUUGUAUCAAACUGGAACUUACAAACUGCGCGUGGCACUUGCAUCUGCAAAUGAUUCCGAAUUACAGGUUCGAAUUAAUGAUCCGGGAGCUGAGCCUCCUCAAUUUUCAAGUGGAGUGAUUGGGAAGGAUAAUGCCAUCGCAAGACAUGGUAUUCAUGGGCUGUAUUGGCUGUUCAAUGUGGAAAUACCAAGCACUCAACUCCUCCAAGGCCAAAACACUAUAUAUCUAACACAAGCAAGCAACACUAGCCCUUUCCAAGGGCUCAUGUAUGAUUAUAUUCGUUUGGAAGCUCCUCCAUCUACUAACUAAUGCUGUGUCUGUAUAAUAUCAGUAACAAUGAAUGCUAUAUAUCAUGAUUUGUGUGUGUGAGAGAGAGAGAGAUCUCCUGAUUCUCUUCCUCAUAUCAUGAUUUGUGUGUGUAUGUGUGAAAGAGAUCCAGAUUCCUCUCAUCUUGUGAAUAUCAUGAUUUGUGUGUUUGUGUGAAAGAGAUCCAGAUUCCUCUCAUCUUGUGAAUGCAAGUGCAACAUUAUUGAUUUAAAUUAAAAAACCAUUAACA
Molecule: messenger RNA, 2471 nt
Organism: Cornus florida
Lineage: Eukaryota; Viridiplantae; Streptophyta; Magnoliopsida; Cornales; Cornaceae
Product: probable rhamnogalacturonate lyase B
Exons: 16
Coding region: 299-2224 (641 amino acids)
Biological process (GO): carbohydrate metabolic process
Molecular function (GO): carbohydrate binding; catalytic activity
Source: RefSeq, a predicted model, not a curated record